Messenger RNA from Setaria italica (foxtail millet), 724 nucleotides. Its product is annotated as probable calcium-binding protein CML32. Gene Ontology annotation, molecular function: calcium ion binding. The coding region runs from base 63 to 650 and encodes 195 amino acids. The record is from RefSeq and is a predicted model, not a curated record. The transcript has a single exon. Lineage: Eukaryota; Viridiplantae; Streptophyta; Magnoliopsida; Poales; Poaceae.
UCCUCCCUACCGAAAUAUUCUGACACCAACAGAGGAGAGGAGAGAACCAGCAAGCGUACGCCAUGGCGGGCACGAACCAGGGCGUGGUUGCGGUGAAGCCGACGCUGGCCAAGGGGACGCCGUCGGCUUCGUUCCGGCUCCGCAACGGCAGCCUGAACGCGGUGCGCCUGCGCCGCGUGUUCGACCUCUUCGACCGCAACGGCGACGGCGAGAUCACGGUGGACGAGCUGGCGCAGGCGCUGGACGCGCUGGGCCUGGACGCCGACCGCGCUAGCCUUGCCGCCACCGUGGGCGCCUACGUGCCCGAGGGCGCCGCGGGGCUGCGCUUCGAGGACUUCGACACGUUCCACCGCGCGCUCGGCGACGCCUUCUUCGGCGCGCUGGCGGACAAGGACGACGCCGCGGAGGGCGGCAAGGGGGGCGAGGACGAGGAGGAGAUGCGGGAGGCCUUCAAGGUGUUCGACGUCGACGGCGACGGCUUCAUCUCCGCCGCUGAGCUGCAGGAGGUGCUCAAGAAGCUGGGACUCCCCGAGGCCAGCAGCAUGGCCAACGUGCGGGAGAUGAUCUGCAACGUCGACCGCGACCGCGACGGCCGCGUCGACUUCAGCGAGUUCAAGUGCAUGAUGCAGGGGAUCACCGUCUGGGUUUAAUUCAGCAACUCUUUUCUUAUGGGUUUAAUUCUUUGCCCGUGGAGUUAACUGAUUAUGCAAUAGCACUACUUUUC